CCGCCUCACCCGAGCUCACGUGGGACUGCUCGCGCACGCGCGGACGGGAGCCGAAGGGAACUCCGGGAGCAGAACGUUCCAGUCCCUGUUGCAUCUGUGCACGCUCCACCUCCACCUCCAAUUACGGCAUCACCUGACGUCAGUACCAAUAAAGCUCGUGAUUGGAGGAAGCCUGUUUGACAAGUUCUCCUUGUGCACAUAGGUGGGGUACUGCCUGCAAAUGAAUUCGCUAGAUUGAAAGGGCCAAGUGAGGAGACCCCCGGCAUAGCAAAUCCAAGGCAGCUGUGUGUAUGCCAGGUAUCCGUCUUUGGCAACCCCUGCUUGUCCUCAUACAUGAACCUGAGUCUCCCCCGCCCCCCAUGUCACUUGUGUUCAUCUUCUGUGCCAUCAGUUUUCUGCCAGACUUUCAGCGACUGUGACGAGGCUGUUCAGGAGUUUUUUCACAUGGCUUCCAAAGAAGUGACCAUCACAGUUCGCCUUAUUCGAUCCUUUGAGCAUCGGAACUUCAAACCUGUGGUAUAUCAUGGAGUUAAUUUCGACCAGACUGUAAAGGAAUUUAUAGUAUUUCUGAAGCAAGAUAUUCCUUUAAGGAUCAGCCUGCCACCACCAUUCAGAAAUUACAAAUAUGAUAAAUUGAAGAUUAUUCAUCAAGCACAUAAAUCGAAGACAAAUGAACUUGUGCUGAGUUUGGAAGAUGAUGACACACUCAUGUUGAAAGAAGACCACACUCUGAAAGCAGCUGGAAUCGACGGCAGUUGCAGCGCCUCACUGCACCGCGGCCGACGGGGACGCGGCUCAGGCUGGAAACUGCCAUGAACUCUCAUCAGUAGCCAGUUCAUUGAGAUGUUAUUUGGGUUUGAGCCAAUGAAACUGAAAUUGCAUUCUUCUGUGAAGAAGAUUAUAAGAACUACAAAGCUAAUCCCAUUUCAUCCUGGUGAAAACCUCACGGGGCUUCCUUUUUCAUGCCUAUAUUAAGCUCUUUAUUCCACUAGUGAGUUUUUAAAUUGACAAAUAAACUUUAAAAAUUAAUCAUG
Messenger RNA from Myotis myotis, 1034 nucleotides. RefSeq names its product chromosome unknown C2orf76 homolog (gene CUNH2orf76). Bases 334 to 816 code for a protein of 160 amino acids. The record is from RefSeq and is a predicted model, not a curated record. The transcript is spliced from 10 exons. Lineage: Eukaryota; Metazoa; Chordata; Mammalia; Chiroptera; Vespertilionidae.